Molecule: messenger RNA, 7978 nt
Organism: Eufriesea mexicana
Lineage: Eukaryota; Metazoa; Arthropoda; Insecta; Hymenoptera; Apidae
Gene: mtd
Product: TLD domain-containing protein mustard
Exons: 19
Coding region: 1408-5211 (1267 amino acids)
Biological process (GO): response to oxidative stress
Cellular component (GO): nucleus
Source: RefSeq, a predicted model, not a curated record
CUCGAUUCUCGUGACGGCCUGUCGAUUCGAGUGUGCGUGCCCCGAUAUCUCGAUUUAUCGUAACCGGCUAUCGUGACGGAGUGUAAAAGCAGCAGGUGCGCGCGCGCGCGCAGAUCCCGAGACACGGUAUAAUAACGUUACGAAAAAGAGAGAAAGAAAAAGUGAGAGAAAGUCGCUUGCUUCUUUUCGGUUACGUGUCUCCCUCUCUCCGCACGGCGAGACGCGACGGUUACACUGUCACAGUUUCACAAAAGCACCGAAAGAUCGCGCGUGUCACGUGGCCUCUCUCGCUGUAUACAAUCGCGCGCUGGUUUUCGGCUCGUGUGUGCGCACGUCGGCGUCGCGUCAACGUCACGUCGGUAUCGCGACGGGAAAAAGGACGAGUGCACGACAUCGCCGGCCUCACCGGGCCAGCCUCGAUUCUCCGUGAUCAUUUGCACGGUAUCGGACGAAGAAAAGGAAUUCUGCGUGGCUGAACGCCGCUAUCGGAAAGUCGAGUCGUUAACCUGAAAGCGUUCCCCUCCAGAGAGAAGACGGAAGCGACGCUCGGUUAGAGUUUCGUGGUGGAAAAGUCAGCGAAAGAAGAAAACUCGCGAGGUAGUGUUACGAUCGUGGAAAGAAAGAAGUUCGUCUCUGUCGGUUCGUUGGUGAAACGAUCGUGCCCCGUUCGAGGAACCGUUAUCGAAUUCGUUCCGUGUAGUUCCGAAUACGACUGUCGGUUUCGCGUAGUGCGUGCGAGCAGGACCUCUGACGGCUCGAGGACGAAUCAAAGGUCGAAUCAGUUGACGUCUGCGACGUAGAAAGACGGGAACGAGUUUCCAACAAGGGGUCUCGACUUACCAGAAAAUAGAGAAACAAACGGCGAGCAAAAGGCGCGCGAGGUGGAAGGUAGUAGUUGGUCGACCACCGUUGGCUGGUUCCGUGCACGAUUCUCCUGGGUCAACGAUCCGUUGGUGGAUCUCGCGCUCGAGCUGAUCCCGGUGUACACAUACCCGUGGACAGGGUCCGGUCGAUACGAUACAGACUCGUGUUCGGUGGCGUCCGUUGGAUACGCGCGUAUUCGUGCCGAUAGCACGUUUCACGAGGAGUGAAAAGGCGGUCACUCGGUACGCCGCCGUGGCUGCUUUCACCGUGGCGAUGGAAUAAUGCCGAUCGCGCCUUAACGGUACGCGACUCAUGCCUUCCGUAUUUCCCUUGCGAACCACCGGGAAAAUGAUCGCGGAUCUCGGGUGAUUGUGCAGUGUGUCGCGAGAGUUCCGAGGUGGUUUUCUUCGUCGACGGCAGUGUUUUGGCGAACGUAUCGGUGUGUUGAUUGCUCGGUAAUACAGUGAAACGUGGAUACGCUACGGUUAGCCGAGCCCGGUGCCCGCUUCGUUCCGAAGAUUUCGAUCGAUUCGGCCGCGUAGCAUGGAAACCAAGAUGUACAUCAGCAGCGAGCCACAGAACGGUCACUCGACCGCGAAAUUCGCGUCCACAAACUCGAUACCUUCUAUGAUGGAAAAAGAGUCGUCGUUCGCGAAGCUGAUUGGUGCUGUCGGUAGGAGGGACUCGAGCGCUAUCUUGCGUGACAAUAAGGGAAGACGGCACAGCGUAUUGGAAGAUUUGAAGGCGCGUAGAGAUAGUUUAUUCCAAAGGGCGAGACGCGGUAGUGUCGUGGAGGAGAAAGAGAACGCGAAGCAAGUGCAGAAAGAAAAGAGACGAGCGAGCGAAGGUGGCCGACGAUGCUCGGUUUUCUACGUGUCACAGGAUCUGCUUGAGGAGAAUCAAGAGUUGCUCGAAAACGAGAGAAUACAGGCGGAUCUCGAGGGGAAGAAGGGACGCAGAAAGUCAUGGCAUAUCCUCGCGAAGCCGCCGAAACUCGAUCGCAAGAGAAGGAAAGGAAUCGCUGGCGUUCCUACACAGGUUGGAAGCACGGACGGGCUUUACACGCAGGCCAGACAGAAGAGGCCUUCGUGGUGGAAUAUAUUCGUACCUGACUCCGUUGCCAGGUCCAGACGAAUGUCCCAGGAUAUCACGCAUUCGAGGUCCACUGAAAAUCUCACAGUACCCUAUUUCAGGAGCAAGAGUCGCAGCGUCGAUCAUGGAUUCGCGACGCCUUUCGACUGGGACUCGUCCAAGAACAAGGUCGAGGGACGCUUCGAGUCGGUGGACGAAUUCACCAAGGACUCGGACAGCGAGAGCGAGGAUGGCUCGUCCACGAGGUUAAACUUCAACGUCAUCCCCUAUACGGUGGGCGACAGGGACACGCUGACGUCGGUGGCCGCGAGAUUCGAUACAACACCAUCCGAGCUGAGCAAAUUUAACAAGCUCGGAAGUACUUUCAUUUACCCUGGCCAACAGCUGUGGAUACCUGUGGAAGGAGAAACAAAAGGCGGAACAGACGCACCUAGUCCAGAUCCUUGUCAUGAUCACGAGUCUCAGGAUGACUUACCUCCCGAGGAAAAAGAACUUUUGGAUAACUUGAGGCCAGUGUCACCAAAACCAAGCCAUAUGGAAAGAGUAAAAACACCUCUUGGUGUUACAAAUGCAGUUAUAGAAGAAGAGGAACAGCCAUUUAAAGAAAGAUUUCUGAAAAUUAAUGUUCGUCAUAUCACAGAUGGUCAGGGUGUUGUCAGUGGAGUGCUACUAGUUACACCAAAUGCAGUCAUGUUUGAUCCUAAUGUAUCCGAUUCUCUUGUCAUUGAACAUGGAGCUGAGUCUUAUGGUGUAAUUGCACCAAUGGAAUUUGUAGUGAAUGCAGCAAUUUACUAUGAUAUUGCGCAUAUGCGUGUAGGACAUACGGAAUCUGGAAAUUUAGAUAAGAAACCAGAAAUUUAUUAUAUGAAAAAACCUAUACAAAAUGAAAGUGUUAAAUGUCAGUCACCAGAAAAGGAAGAAAACUUCCCUGAAUUAACAGCAGAUGAUAGUGAGAAUGUAUGCAGUUGUACUGAAAGAGAUGGAGAUGCUUUUCCAAAGGCCUUUGAUCGAGAUUUCGUUACUCCUACCAAUCUCCAAAACGAGGAAGAUACAACGACAACCAAAGAGAAAGAAAAAGAAAAAGAAAAAGAUAAGGAGAAAGAAAAAGAGAAGGAAAAAGAAAACGAGAAGGAGAAAGAGAAGGAGAAGGAAGUGAAAGAUGUGAGCAGUGGUGGUCAAGCUAGUAGAACGUUAGAGGAACGUAGACGUUCUAUGCUUGAUCAUCACUGGCCAGUUCCUAGCAAAGAUCAAUAUCCAUGGCCAGUCGAAGAUGAUCAACAAGAUUCAUUAAAUUCUGACAAAGUGGACUCUGCGAAAUCGAAGGCGAUUCCCGGAGGUGAAGAAGGAUCUCUAGUCAAACUGUCAUGCCACGACUCUGGUAUUGACAUACGUGACCCUAAUCCCCUUUUCCCAGUAGUUCAGCCUAACCCCACAAAGAAAGUAUAUUCAGACGCAGAUAUUGUCUUAUCUUCAGAUUGGGUCCCUCCUAUUACUAUUGCUCCGAUGAACAUUACAACUGAUUCGCUAGAUAGCGGUCCUGCCGUUAACGGUAGAAAGAAGGCGAGUUCGGUAUCUUUUAGCUUAGAAAGUAAUAAUGCAGAGGAACCUGAGAAAGAUGAGGAACAUAAAGAUGACGAUAAACAAGAGACUCGUAGGAAUAAGAUGUUAAAACGAUUAUCGUAUCCUUUGUCAUGGAUGGAAGGAUUAACUGGUGAAAAGGAAGAUGAAAAUAAAUCUGGAUCUGAUAAAAUUUCGAGCCUUCCUAAUAGCGCAGAUUCCCAUCAUUCAUCAGUUUUCAGCAAAGUUUUCUCAAGCUCGCCGAUCAACCUGGUGAGUGACUUUAGCUCGGGCCUGUUUGCUAAAACUCCCAGCGAAGAGAGCGGUGGGGGCGGUAGAGCUGGAGGAACACCUCCACUUACCGCCUCCUCUCUCUCCCAGGACACCAGCAAUCCUCAGAUUUCACCUGGUCCAGGAGGGCUUAUGGGGCGGUCCUCCGUGGGUACGUUUAUCAGACAACAGCCACUGACAUCGUCAGGUAGCAGCAGCGUGGACAGUAGUCGAGGUAGCAAAACUUCGACCACGGCGCCUAGAUUGGAUUAUCGUAGCAUGGUCUCUGUGGAAGAUAUGCCGGAACUGUUCGUCAGUUUCGACAUCCAAGCACCUAAUUUUCCCGAACUCGAAGGCCUCGAGCUAAUACCAAGACCAGCCCAUUCUUGCGAGGAUCCUCCACUGUACCUGAGACUGCGAACCGGAAGACCCAAAGAUAAGAAGAUGCCGCGCUCCACGCCUAUUAUGAGCUACGGGAAGAAGAAACUACGGCCUGAAUACUGGUUCAGCAUACCGCGUAACAGGGUGGACGACCUCUACAGGUUCAUCCACGCGUGGGUGCCAUCCCUUUAUGGAGAGCUCGACGAGAAUUAUUGGCGGGAACGUGGCUACAUCCUGUUGGACACCGACACCGACCUGUCACCCGAAUUAUCACCUCACGAGCCUGGAAAACCCGGAGAAGCCACUGAGGAGGGGAAGCCCCGUAGUCAGGACAGCGACGAGAUCUCCGACCUGACGAGAGAAUCAUGGGAGCUGAUCAAGGCCCCCUACGUAAAGCUGUACAGCAUCCUGAAGACGUCGAGCACAUCGGCGGAUUCCGAGCAGAUCCAGGACCCGGAGGUACUGUCUAUGAGCGAGGAGCUCAGGCGAGCUCUGUACACGAACAGCGCCGUCUCCAUAGAUAACGAUGUCAUCGUUCCUGACCUGGUGGGCACCACCGAGAUCCUUAGCGACGAGCAUAGAGAGCAACUGUGCCGACAUCUGCCCGCCAGGGCGGAAGGAUACCUUUGGACCGUUGUCUUCAGCACCAGUCAGCAUGGAUUUAGCUUAAACAGCAUGUACAGGAAGAUGGCCAAGAUAGAGAGUCCUAUCCUGUUGGUGAUCGAAGACACAGAGGGCAAUGUGUUUGGUGCGUUGACCUCGUGCUCUCUGCACGUGAGCGACCACUUCUACGGAACCGGCGAGUCCCUUCUCUUCAAGUUCACACCCAGGUUCCAGGCCUUCCACUGGACCGGUGACAACCUCUACUUCAUCAAGGGCAAUAACGAGAGCCUUGCCAUCGGUGCCGGAGAUGGCAAAUUUGGAUUGUGGUUAGACGGAGACCUGUACCAGGGCAGGACACAGUCCUGCAGCACAUACGGAAACGAGCCGCUGGCCCCACGAGAAGAUUUCGUGGUAAAAACAUUGGAAUGCUGGGCAUUCAUAUAGGACACAGCCUCAUACUCCUUGUCCGUGACUUCGCCCUCGCCGCAGCCUAAUUUGACCUGAAUCCCAAGAGAGUCUUGCGUGGAGGUUGAUCGUCCCCGGAGAAGAAGUAUCAGACUAUAUGGAGGACAAUUACCAAGAUUUCCAAGAGACAUUUUACCAGAGGAGAUUAAAAUCGAUUAACGGGAUUACCGGUUAGCUCGAUUACCGUCGAUAGAUUUUUAAACAGAGAGACCCCAGACGUAUUUUGUUAAAAGUCAAUAGAAGAUUGUCGAGUGAAUGAGAGCGAGAGAGAGAGAAAGGGAGAGAGAGAGAGAGAGAGAGAGAGAAUGAAGGAAUUGUGAUUUUUAUUAGAAGGCAAGUAGAAAUGUUGAGGAAAAAGAAGACGAGAUAGAGAAAAAUGAUGAUGAAAGGAUGCGAAGAAGAAACUGCAAAAAGGCCCUAAAGCACGAGGCCAGAAACGUUGAGUUAGAGGACUACGAAUGAGUAUAACUGAUCGAUUUGUCAUUUAAUCGUCCUACAUUUGUUUUUCUUUUCAUUUUAAGUUGUCGUAUUUAUUUUUAUUCUUUUUUUUUAUAUAUAUAUAUACAUAUAUACAUAUACACGCCUAUACGUGUUUCGUCGAAUAAGUCGUCGUUAUUUUCGUUAAUAAUUCUAAUUUCACGCUAUGGCGUGCCGUUUAAAAAUAGGAUCGGAGGAUCGACCACGAUGACAAAGAAUUUGUUACAUAUGAUGAUAAUGAGAUAAAAAUGAUUAUUAUAUACUAUUUUGCUUAUGCUUAUGAUUGUGAUUAUGAUUAUGAUUAUGAUUAUAAUUAUGAUUAUAAUCGUGGUGUUGCCUUCGAACUAGUCGCGAGUAUAAUAUUAAUAUUAAUUGAUAAUAGUAAUAAUGCGUUUCGAGAGAUUAUGCGAUCAUCAAUGUCACGGUAUUCGAUGAUAACGAAUAAAAGAAGAGAGAAUGAGAUGAAAGUAUGAAUGGUACUCGAGAUUGAGAGAGAAAAUAAAUACGUCUCCACGAUGGAGAGAAUCGAUAAUGUAAAAAAGAAAACCACGAAUCGAAUGAUAAUGAUGACAUGAUGAUCAUGUUAAUGAUGAUAAUACAAUAUCACGAUACAAACACGACACUACGAAAAUGCUAAACUAACCGUAUUUGUUGAUGUGUAGUUAUUGUAGAUAGAUGAAUGUAAAUAUAUAUAUUAUGAAAUUGUUUAAGGUAAAAAAAAUUAAUUUUAAAGAAGGAAAAAAUACAAUAUAUGAUACCACGUUAAAGAAGAGAAACACACACGUUGCAGAAGACACUCUGUGUAGUUUGUCUCACGUAUAUCCUGAAGGACACACACUGAUUAUAUAUAUACAGGAAAAACACACACAAAAUCUGUGUAUACAUAUGAUUCAAAAACAAUCAAGCAACAUACACCGAUCGAAUUGAUACGAUGAUACUCUGGGUGUAAAACGAUCCUAGGAUCUGAGAGUAGCUUUUAGAAGAGAAGAUAAGCAGUUCGUACUGAUCUUACGCUAAUACACACGACGAAUAAAGAUACAGUGAUAACGAUCGUAAAAGAGAUUAAAUGCAUGGUAUUAUUGACACGAAGAAAGGCGAACAGAAAUUGUAGUAACAUGCGAAUAGAAGAUCAGAGCAGCGCGUUCGCUUUUUGUGUCUCAAGUGACCACAACGAACACACACGCCUGUGCCUCGCUUCGCUCUCUUUCUCUCCCUCUGCUAUACUAGCACACACAAUUACAUCAUACACAAUAUUUCAGUUUUACUCUACUAAGUGUGAUCAGAGCCGAUGGAAAGAAAGCGUGUUACGGUGACGCUCUUGUGUUUUUCUUCACGAGAGUUUCACGCAAACUGAGACAAUAAAAAAGAGUUUCGCCCUAGUAUCGUCGAUUUUUUCAUUUUUUCUUUUUGUUACACAUCCUAAUAACACUGUUUAUAACUUCCUUGUUCAAUGAAUAAACCAAAACAUAUCGUUCACAGUAUUUCCAUUAAGGUACACUGUAUUAAAAAAAUGGUAGUUUAUGAUUCAUUCAAGGAACAAGGAGAAUUUUGCGAAAUAUUAUAUUGUAAAGUUUUCUAUACCGCGUUUAGCGUUUCGCUCGGCUCUGAAGAUCAGUGAGUGAAUCGAUGUCAAUCGUGAAACAUACACAGACACAAACAUGACCAGAAAAAACUGUCCGAGCUUAUAGUCUCUUACUGUGUGGAUUAAUUAGGAUCAAUAGACUGUCGCGAGAGAACCCACCGUUUCUACCGCUUUUUCAACAUGAAUUUUUAUUUAUCGUUGAACAAUCGAAAGGAGAGUGGAAAAGAAUAGUAGAUUUAAGCGUUGCUUAGUAGUAAAACGAAAUACGCUGCAUUAAGAUCAAAUAUAGGUUGUGAUAAUCGAAUGUGCAAAAUGAUUUGUUUCCGAAUCAGGCUAAGAAUGUGGGAAAAACGACGACUGAAAGCGGGUUCAGGUUUAUUACUGUACUACACAAAAGAUUUUUUAGCAGUUUCACAACGAGACGUAAUAUUGGCAGAAAAAAAAAAAAAGAACAAAAGAUUAAGAUGCCAUUUUGUACUGUAGUGAGACACUGGUUAUCAUUCCUUCCAUUUUAUUAGGAACAAUUCCCAACUCUUGUGAUGUUCCUACGAUUUUCGAUCUUCCGUGAAGAGCUGCUUUUUUUAAAACUUAUUUAAUGUUAUAAUAAUGAAACAAUUGCAUUAAAAUUGAUUCUGUAAAUUUGUUUUAAGUAAUUUUAUACGAUUUGGGAUAGAAAACUUAAAAAAA